AUGGAAGAAGCAGUCGAGCUGUUCAGCUCCUUCGUCAGCGGCCUCACGCAGCUUCGCCGCAUCGGAGUGCUUGUCGUCGACACGAGCAUGGCGCCCAACGAGGACGGUGCACCUGACGCCAGUCCGGACGUCGUGGUCGACGAAGCUCGUUACGCAGAGCUCACGGGCAAGAUCUUCGACGCCGACGAAUUCGUGAUCAGGCACCUCGGCGGUCUUGGCCCGGAACGCCUCGAGCAGGUCAGGCUCGAAGCUGAGGCCGGUGAGCUCGACGUUCCUAGGCACUCUGCCGAGCCCGCGCGAGACGCCGCCGCUGCACAGCCGCGGCUGAAGCGCUCAAGCUCGGCGCUGUCUGCGGCCUCGACCUUCGGCGAGCGCUCCCGUUCUUCGUCCUCCUCGAACCGCGCUACGUCGACACGCGCGACUUCCCCGGACGCAGCAGGCGGAUCGUCCGGCGAAGAAGACGAUUCUGAGGCGGAGCAAGACGACCCAGACCCAUGGCCGCUGGACUGUGCGAUCAGCAAGGAGCAGAAGAACCCGAUAGUCCGUGCCUGCGGGCUCUUCGUCGAGCUGGUGAUGUCGCUCUGUUGCUCUUACAAGGGCGACUUUAGGCUCGACGAGUCCUACGCCGAUGAACUCUGCUACAAUGCACUCGAAGGGCUUAUCUUGAGCCAGCGCCACAGAAGUGCUGCGAGCUUGCAUCUCCACCUGCUCAGCAGCUUCGACGGAAAGGUCGACUCGGCCGUGUUCUGCAGCUUCGUCGAGCGACUCGAGCAGAAGCGAGUUCAAGAUCAGAGCGCCCUGGCAACGCUCAAGCACUGGCUCUGCGAUCUGAGCCUGCUGAUUGAGCUCAGACGCCGCAACAUCGACCUCGACGUCGAGCUCACAUCAAAGAAGAGCUCGCUACAGAACUGCGGCGUCACGCCGCAACGCAGCGAAGAGGGGGACCUGGACAUCUGCACAGGGCCUCCUCUCACGGACGAGGAGUUUGACGCAAUCGCGACUGACAUGCAAGAGUCGCAAGCACGAGCUUUCGCUUUGGCUCGCAUCCUCGUGCAGUCACGCACGCUGGCGGUCCUCAUCCCUCUAUCGCUCGACCGCCUCAUCGUCCAAGAGGCAUGUUCCGACGGUGGUGCGGUAGCGGUCGAGUUAGCCCGCCUCUUUGCUCAGACGCGCGAGAUCUCAAGGACCUCCUACCACCCAGGGGAAUCGGCCGCCCGCUUCGAAGCGCAAGCUGUACCGGGGUGGAGAGGCUUUGUGGACGGAGCCGAGUAUCUGCAGGCGAACUUCUUCGGGCCUCUCGUCGACGAGCUGGACACGAGGUUUCCCUAUCUGAGCGUCUCUUGGAACGGACAUCGGCCGUGGAACCUUGACGAUCUGGCGCAAGAGUUCAAGAUCCCGGUCUUCGAAGGAGAGAGCGAUGUAUCAGACGACGCUGAAAAACAUAUCUCGUGGAGCUCCUCCGACUUCCUGCACGACUGCGGCGGCGCGGGAGCUAAUGUUCGUGCCAACCAGCGAUUCACGUGCGACUCGCGCCCGGCGCAGCCGGGGCGCACACAGGCGCCCAAGACCUCUGAGACAGAGCUUCGCGUUGGGAGCUUCGGCGUGAAGGGCAAAGGCGAGCUCGAUCUCCUUCAAAGGCGACUGCCUCACUCGUUCCCUCUCACGCGCCUAGCCUUCUUCGACCACAUCUUCAAAAGAGAUUUCUGCGGCCCGCUCAUCGCAUCGCUCGAUGUCGCCUUUCCCCGACGCGCAUCGUGGAACGGCCAGAAGGAGUUCGGCAUCGACGAGAUCGCGGCGGCCGUCGGCAUCGACGACAUCGCAGCGGCUGUCCAGUCGAUGCGGGCAGAGCGAAAAGUCUUGCGCAUCUUCUCGAGCUGA
Molecule: messenger RNA, 1878 nt
Organism: Tilletiopsis washingtonensis
Lineage: Eukaryota; Fungi; Basidiomycota; Exobasidiomycetes; Entylomatales
Exons: 3
Coding region: 1-1878 (625 amino acids)
Source: RefSeq, a predicted model, not a curated record